AUGUCGGAAUCUGAGGAGCAAAAGCCACAGCAGGUUGACGAAACCCCUAUUUCGCCCAUUAGACCGGACGCCGCGCGGAAGAAUUCGCUCGAGAAUCACCUGAUGCACCGACCUAAUCGCACCGAGCUCGUUGAAAGUGGGAUAUUUCACAACCGAACAAAGAACUUAAACAUCUUUCGAACAGAAAAUAUUCUACCAGCCUCGUCUGCCGCGCCUGGACUACUUGCACACCAGAAGGAGCUUGAAAGAAACAUGCUUGAAGACAAGCUCAACGACAAGAUUUCGCACCGCCCAAACCCGGAAGAUCUGGUUAAAGAAGGCGUUCUACGCGAAGAUCCCCGGUCUGCGGAGCAAAAGUAUGAGGAAGCAAUUGAAGAUGAGUACGCGAAGCGCGAGGGUGGUGCUUAA
This is a messenger RNA of Pochonia chlamydosporia 170, 408 nucleotides long. Its product is annotated as RPEL repeat protein. Lineage: Eukaryota; Fungi; Ascomycota; Sordariomycetes; Hypocreales; Clavicipitaceae. The transcript is spliced from 3 exons. The record is from RefSeq and is a predicted model, not a curated record. The coding region runs from base 1 to 408 and encodes 135 amino acids.